AUGCCGAUCCGCCUGUCCUCGGCCAGGCGAGCAUGCUCGACGUUGCUUGGAGAAGUUUGGCAGUGUCACCUCCUGAGAACCCUUGUCGCAUUCCGGCUGACUGCGUCGGUGCGGACAGGUAUCGACGUGUCUUCUUGUGCCGAGGCCAAGGAGGCUGUUCGACGUUGCAAUCGGUGCAAAUUCUUGAAGAACAAGGACAAAUGGUUUGGCCGACUGCUGUACCGUGACGGUGAUGUGCCUCUUACUCGUUUCGGAGAUGUUCUUCAGCUUCAAGAUUUAAAGCGCCACGAGGAAACCGACCUCCACGUCAGCAGCCUCUUGGUCGAGCAGCCCGUGGAGGCCGUUUCUGCGAAGGCCGAUGCCACGGCUCCGACUGCCGGCCAGGUUCACUUGGCCAUUCAGGUCCUAAUGGAGCCCCGCAGCGGGCAAUCCGUCGGCUACGCCUCGCGGUGCGAGCUGGCUCAUCGUUCAGACCCAGGUAACUUCCCGCUACAAAGAGCAUCCCCGUGUGAGCACUCGAAGAUCAUUUCAGCGCUGGCAGCCGUCUACACGGUGGACGGCGAAAGGGCAGAGGGCCAGAGGAAUCAUGCCUUGCUUGUGUACGACAACGAGGUGCUGCAUGCACAGCGCUCAGAGGUGUUGUCGCCCUCCAGCAUUCGACUUCUUGCCCUCGCCACCGAGUGGCUGACGAUGGCAAGCCGGUUCGUGCACGAGUACGAUCGGGGAAGCACAAAAGAAGGUGCAGAGCCUGCCCAAACCUCUGCCGUCGCCAAUGUUGCCCGCUGCUCUCGCCUCACGCUGGCCCUUGAGCAGGCAGCCCCGUCCCCUGUAUUACAAGAUCAUUACAAAGUACAAAGAGAUUCAUGGGGGCAGUGGUGCCAACACGAAGAAGACUCGAUUGCCAAGUAG
This is a messenger RNA of Symbiodinium sp. CCMP2592, 909 nucleotides long. The record is from the annotation of a GenBank genome assembly. NCBI's taxonomy places the organism in Eukaryota, Dinophyceae, Suessiales, Symbiodiniaceae.